Messenger RNA from Paramuricea clavata, 619 nucleotides. The record is from the annotation of a GenBank genome assembly. NCBI's taxonomy places the organism in Eukaryota, Metazoa, Cnidaria, Anthozoa, Malacalcyonacea, Plexauridae.
AUGGCAAGAGAAAAGGUAUCUGGUUUAUAUGUACACCUCGAGAAAGUGAGGAAUGAAGUGGAUAGAAGGCAUGACUCGUUGUACCAAGAAGCAGUCUCUCUUGCAGAUUCAGUUGGAACCGAGCCACACAGACCAAGAAUAGCAGGAAGGCAGCAUCACCGCGCAAACACACCAGCUGACUCACCACCAGAGUACUACAAGCGUGUGGUUACCAUUCCCUUUUUGGAUCAUCUUAAGUCCCAAAUCCAAACUAGAUUCUCCGAGACUAACCUGGAUGUUAUGAACGCUGUUUAUGGUUUACCCAGGAAUGUUUUGACCUGCCCUGACUGGAAAACAAAAUUUUCGAAAUUCCUUGACAUGUACAAAGAUGACCUACCGCAACCUCGCUUUCUCAGUACGGAAUUGGAAAUGUGGAGUGAACAAUGUCAGAUGGAAAAGGGCCCGUUGCCAUCGAAAUUAACUGAUGUUUUGCCUUUUGUAGACAAAAUCAGCUUCCCUAAUAUAUAUACUGCAUUACAAAUAUUUGCUACAAUCCAGUUACUACAUGUACUUGCGAAAGAUCUAUCUCUGUUUUACGCCGACUUAAGACAUACCUUCGCAGCACCAUGUCAGAAUCUAG